AUGAAGAUUACGAGGAAAGUACUGAAUGCCGACGGUCACUCCACCAGAGUAGAGGAUAAAGUAUUAACGAUCAAUAUCAAACCGGGAUGGAAGAGUGGAACGAAGAUAACAUUCCCCAAAGAAGGUGAUCAGCAUCCUGGUCGUGUUCCAGCAGACAUUGUCUUUGUUAUCAAGGUGAGCUUUCUACAAUUAUACUUUUUGGUCAUCGUCGUGUUCAUUGGAUAG
Molecule: messenger RNA, 225 nt
Organism: Cylicostephanus goldi
Lineage: Eukaryota; Metazoa; Nematoda; Chromadorea; Rhabditida; Strongylidae
Source: the annotation of a GenBank genome assembly